CGUUUUUAUGCUCUUGAAAAAUGUUAUUAUAUUUGUAUUUCUAACGUUUCAUUUUUUUUAAUAGUAUAAUCAUACCAAAGUACCGUAAAAAUAACCCGUAAGUUAGUAAUUAAUUCUAGUACAAGGGAAAAAGAGUCAAAUUAUCAGGUAGCAUCAAAAGUAGUGUCACGCAUAUUGAUUGUGUGCAGUGUAUGUGAGCACCUAAAGAUGUGUGUGUAUUUGUUGUUCGUUCGAUCUGAGAUGGCGUAAAUGUGUGAGGUUAUAACAGUGGCAGAACGCAACAGAACAUAAAAACGACCGGCGUGAUAAAGACCGACAAAUGCCACAAUAUUCAUAAUUGUUUUUUAAGUUCAUUUUGGAAGACACUUGAUAUUAAAAAAUAUUCAGCAUGUGCAGGAGAUGAUGCCGGGUACAUCGCGUCCAUUGGCAACUUCCAACGGUGGUACGUAGGCCCUGAUUGGGACACUUUAAUGGAGGUUCAUCAUGAACCUAUCGAAAAAAACUACGAGCUACUUGAGGAAAUUGGCAAGGGACAAUUUGCUGUAGUUAAAAAAUGUGUGGAAUUAAAGACAGGUGCUGUUUACGCAGCAAAGAUAAUGAGGAAGCGGCGCGUUGCCAGAGGUGUUGCUGCAGCUGAUAUCGCCCGUGAGGCAGGACUUCUAGCACAACUUAGACAUCCAAACAUAGUUUCAUUGCACAAAGUAAUAGAUACAGGGAAAACGGUAGUCUUAUUGUUGGAAUUGAUAACCGAUGGAGAAUUAUUCCAUUGGACACCUUCUAGUGAAGUUGAAGCUGCUCAUGUUGUUAGACAAGUAUUAUUGGCUUUAAGUCAUUUACAUUCCCAUCAAGUUGCUCAUCUGGAUAUUAAACCAGAAAAUAUUCUUCUUUCAUCACCACCACCUAUGCCUAAUAUUAAACUUAUAGAUUUAGGAUUAUCUCAUCGCUUGGUGCCUGGUUCAGAACUUCGUGCAUUGUUUGGUACUCCGGAAUUUGUUGCUCCAGAAAUAGUGAAUUACGAGCCAUUGAGUUUAGGAACGGAUUUGUGGGCUGUGGGAGUACUUACUUAUAUACUGUUAAGUGGAGCAUCUCCAUUCCUUGGAGAAGACAAGCAAGAAACCUAUGCAAAUGUGGCGGCGUGCCAAUAUCAGUUCGAUGAUGAAUUUUUUGGCAACGUCAGUGAAAUUGCCAAAGACUUUAUACGUUCUUUAUUGGUCAAAGAUCCAAAAGAGCGAGGAAGUGCGGAAUCGUGCCUUAAACAUCCCUGGAUUCUCACGGACUCUGAAACAUCUCAGGAUCUAAGUAAUGCUAUGAUAAGUGCUGUGAAACGUGGUUGUAUCCAGGCUGUAUCGCAAUUAUUACGUCAAGGAGCACCUUUGGAUAUAAAAGAUUCAAAACAAGAUACUCUCCUACACAUUUCAUGCGCCACAGGUAAUGAGGCGAUGACAUCGCUUUUGAUUGAGAACGGGAUAGAAUUAGAUGCAGCUAAUGAGAAGGGACUUACACCAUUACACGUAGCUGCACGGAAUGGACACAUUGAUAUCGUUAGACUUUUGUGUUUAUCCGGUUGUGAUGUAGAUAAAACAUAUCGAGGAAUUCGUGCGGAUAUUACUGCUAUUAAAUAUGGCCAUUUAGAGAUCGCUAACUUAUUAGAUAAAUUGAGAAAUACGGUACAGCGAGAAAAUUACAUCAAACAAUUACAACCAACUCACAAAGCAAUUGAUCGUCUUCAUAUUCGCUUUUUGGGCCAUUGUGGGACUGGAAAAUCAUCUUUAAUCAAUUCUUUGAAAGCUGGCAUUUUCAGUUUUGGAUUUUUUAGACGAUCUAAAAGUCAAAAUUAUUCUACCAAGAGAGAACCAAGCAUAGAACUAGACGUAACAAGUAAACAUGGUUCACUUAGUUUCGAAUAUAGUGAUAGUGAAUACGAGGGAACAAUUGGAGUAGAAUGGAGCAGAGGAAAUGUGGGUGGUGAAUGUGUUUUCUGGGAAUUAUGCGGUCGAGAGGAUUUCCUUACGGCUUAUCAUCAUGUCCUUACAUUUCAAUUGCCUACGGUGCAUCUGAUAACAAUAAGUCUCCGAGAACCACUAACUGUACAACUUCAGCAAGCUCGGUUUUGGUUACGCUUUAUUAUGGAUAGAAUUCCACCUAAUAAUAUUGGAUUUGCUGGGAAGUUUACAGACAUAAAAGUGAUAUUGAUCGGGACAUAUGCUCCUGAACCACAGACACCAAAUUCAAAUGGAACGAAUUUUUUGGCACCUUUAAUACCAUUUUUACAAGAAUUUAAACCAAUACUUGGAGAUGAACCUAUUAUGAUAGCCUUAGAUGCUACAAAUUCAUCAAAUCCAGGAGUGAAACUUUUACGUUCUUAUUUAACAAACAUUCGUGCAGAAUUUCUCGAGGAUGGAGUGGAAGCCGCAGAAAGUUUCCUACGCCGUGACAAAUCGCACGCAGCGGCUACGUACGCGCCAGUGGCGAAUCAUGAUAAACAGGGUGCUUUAGUUUGGACUGGUCUUGCAGAGGCCUGGAAAAAUUAUACUCAAACUCUAGAAGACUCCCCUGUUAUGUUUACUUGGAAUGAAUUGCUAGUUGAAGUUAGGAAAAUCAAUCCACUUGUGUCAUUGGAACAUUGCAAACUUUUAGCACAACAACUUCAGGCUUUAGGUGAAUGCGUCAUCCUACGCGAUGAAUUAAUUGUCUUAAAUCCUGAAUGGCUAUGGAGAGAUGUUAUAGGUUGGCAAUUGAGUGCUGAGCAAAGAGGUCGGCUUGGAGGUCGUACCACUGGUGUUUAUACCUUGGAAGACUUUCAAGCACGAUGUCCUUGCCCAGCUAAUCAAGCUUUACAAGUUCUUCAAAUGACAAAUUUUUGUAUUCCGUGUGAGGUUGAUGACGAUGAAGUUGAGUAUGAAAUCCCUUGUUUAAAUCUUGUGGAGCGUCUUCGAGGACUUUGGGAACCAUGGACAUCAACUUCAAGUUUACCACAUGCUGGAUUACGUUUAUUUCCUGCCGAAGCUCCUUUAUAUCACUUGAUGCCUCUUUUUCCACAUUUACAAGCUCAGCUUAGAAAAAUAACCCAGACUUGGGAUCCUAGAGAUUCGGAUUUAUAUCAGUGGUGGCGUGGAUCCAAAUUAUGUGUCGGUCCUUGUGAAAGUAUUAUAACUUUAGAAGAAGAAGAUCAAGGAUACAUCGAAAUAAGAGUACGAGGUCCUCGUGGUUCUGGAUCUCAAUGUUUUGCACUACUUGGUGUAAUUUUUGAUGCUCUUGACUGUACUAUUGAUAUUGUUGCACCUGCAUUACUUCUUGAACGCCAUUGGUUAAGUCCUAGUCAACUUCGAGACUAUGAUGAAGUUUUACAUUCUUAUGAACCAGCACCAAUUCUUUCGGCAUUAAUGGAAAAAGGAUUUGAAGAAGUAAGGUUUAAGAAUCCCUUUAAUGGCCGACAAGAAAGUGUCUGGGAAAUUGUAGGAUGUGGUACUACUUUUAUGGAUAAUUGUAUUCCUGGUGCCAGACAACCUGUCAAGUAUAUCAGACCUGCAAUUCAACGAAGAUUAGCUCAAAUGCUUGAUCCUCCAGAUCCACAUGGUAAAGAUUGGUGCUUGUUAGCUGUGAGACUUGGUUUAGGUGAUCGUGUUGCUAAUUUAGAUAGCAAUGUGGAUAGUCCUACUUUAAGAUUAUUGGCAUGUGCGGGCACUGGAUGUACUGUUGGAUCUCUUGUAAAACAACUUAGAGCCCUUGGCAGAGACGAUGCCGUCCACUUGUUGCUUUCCUAUACUCCUGUAUUUGUAUUAUCCAUGUCAAUUGAUUCAGAAACUGGGUCAAAUUUAUCGAGAUGACGAUGCUGUGAACAUCGACGCUGGAUAAACACAUUUUAAUUUAUCCAGCACAUAUUUGCUUACUAUACUGUAAGAUAUGAAUAAUCAAAUGUUUAUUUAUUAUGAAAAUAACAUAAUACUGUCGUAAAACAGGGUUACCGAAUUAUGAUAAUCAAUUUUAUUCAUUUGAAAAUUAACUAAUUGAUCAAAUGUAUUUAAUAUUGCAUUUUCAUAAUCAACUUACUGUUAAAUUUUUCUAAAGACUUUAAUAAUAUUUCGCAAUUAUUGACAAUUAUAUUUACGUUAAAAUUAUUAUUAUAUAUUUUUAUUAGAAAUUAAAAUUUGGUACUUUCAAAUUUAAGUACUUAAAAAUAGUAGGAAAUGUUUGUAAUGUUAUAGAAAUUUUUGCUUUAUUGACAUUAAGCAUAUUCAAAAUAUACUUAAUUAGUGAACUUGAAUCGUGGCUUGAAUAGCAUUGAUACUGUCUUUUUUAAAAUUGUCUAUCUUUUUAUAAAGCAGAUCUUUCUGACAGAAAUCCAAAGACUGCAUCAAUUCAUUAUUUAUAUUACUACAUUAAGAUGCAUAAAAUUUUUUAGGUAUGUAUUUUCAAAUAACGAGCGUUAAACAAAAUAUGAAGUAUGUAUUACUUAAAAAAUGUGUCAUAUUACGGCUUGUAACUUAUUCAAAUUAGCACGCACAGAAUUGACAUUAGAAUCAUUGAAAUCUCCAAUUUGAUUUUGGCCAUUAGUAUUAAGAUUUUAGAUAAAUUAUUUUUUUUUUACUAUUAUUUAAGAAUUUAUUAAUUAUUAAUAUUUUAUGUAUUCUUUAAUCAAUAUCUAUUUAAUUUUUCA
Messenger RNA from Chelonus insularis, 4657 nucleotides. Its product is annotated as death-associated protein kinase 1-like. The transcript has 18 exons. Gene Ontology annotation, biological process: protein phosphorylation; positive regulation of apoptotic process; intracellular signal transduction. Gene Ontology annotation, cellular component: nucleus. The coding region runs from base 471 to 3827 and encodes 1118 amino acids. The record is from RefSeq and is a predicted model, not a curated record. Gene Ontology annotation, molecular function: ATP binding; protein binding; protein serine/threonine kinase activity. Lineage: Eukaryota; Metazoa; Arthropoda; Insecta; Hymenoptera; Braconidae.